AGGAGUGGCAGAAGCAUCCGCCCCACUGGGAAGGGAAAGGAGAAACCAUUUGAACUUGGAGAUUUGGCGUUUCCUGGGGUUUACAGACUGUUGGGGCAUAGGAGGCACCCCGAAAAGACUUCAGAGGUCCCAACAAUGUCUCUGUAUUGCGGAGCGGUUUGCAGGAGGAAAUCUUUUUGGUGCUAUAGGCUGCUGUCAACGUAUGUCACUAAGACGAGGUACUUAUUUGAAUUGAAGGAAGAUGAUGAGGCCUGCAGGAAGGCUCAGCAGACCGGAGUGUUUUACCUCUUUCAUGACCUGGCUCCUUUGCUGCAGCAGGCAUCGGGACAUCGAUAUCUGGUCCCUCGGCUUAGCCGAGCAGAGUUGGAAGGGCUGCUGGGUAAGUUUAGACAGGACUCACAAAGAAUAGAAGACUCAGUGUUGAUUGGAUGUUCCAACCAGCAUGAAGCAUGGUUUGCUUUGGAUCUGGGUCUGAAGAGCACAUCCUCCAUCCACGCCCCCUUGCCAAAAUCUGAAAUGGAGGCAGAGCUCAGAGGUUCUUUCAUCACACUGAGGCAGGCUGUUUUUCAGCUGAACUUGAUGGAUUCCUCCUUGCUGUUCACGGCUCAGGCUCUUCUCCGCUGGCACGACAGCCAUCAGUUCUGCAGCAAAAGCGGGCAGCCUACGAAGAAGAACAUGGCCGGUAGCAAGCGAGUGUGCCCUUCCAAUAAGAUCAUCUACUAUCCGCAGAUGGCCCCUGUGGUGAUCACACUGGUGACGGACGGGGCCCGGUGUCUACUCGCCCGCCAGAGCUCCUUCCCCAAAGGGUUGUACUCUGCCCUGGCAGGCUUCUGUGAUAUAGGUGAAAGUGUGGAAGAGGCCGUCCAGCGGGAAGUUGCAGAAGAGGUGGGCCUGGAAGUGGAGAACCUGAGGUACUCCGCGUCCCAGCACUGGCCCUUUCCCAACAGCUCACUCAUGAUUGCUUGUCAUGCAACCGUGAAACCAGGGCAGACGGAGAUCCAGGUGAACCGGAGAGAGCUAGAAGCAGCUGCCUGGUUCAGUCUUGACGAGGUGGCCACAGCCCUGAAGAGAAAGGGCUCCUUUAUUCAGCAGCAGAGUGAUACUGUCCCAUUGAUGUUGCCGCCCAAAUUAGCCAUUGCCCACCACAUGAUUAAGAGCUGGGUGGAAACACAGACCUGUUCUUCCCUGGCUGCUUAGCUCAAAUCAAGCUGUCUAGACCCCUCCCCAGCGUUGCUGAAGGGCAUGCCAGAGAUCUGCCACAAGAGGAGGUGGCAAAGCCAGCUCCAGGGCAGUCUCCUAAGGCAGAGGAGCUCUGGGAAGUUCCUGUCGCCAAAAGAGGUUCCCAGUACCGGACCACCAAAAAUGUCAGUGUUACCGGAUAGAGCAGCCUGUACCCGCGCUUGUCCUAGCUACUUUGGAGGCUGAGGCAAGAGCAUCACUUUCUCUCAGGACAACGUGGGAAACACAUCGAGACUCUGUCUCUUUGACAAAACAAAACAAAAACUCCAAGGAAAAAAGUUGAUUGAUGAGAUGCUAACCACGAAACGCCGAGAGAAAAGUGCUGAUUCAUGUGGACGGAGGCCAUUUCUCCAAGGCUGUAGGAGCAAACAUCUUCUGGCACCUGGCCCAUGGAUGCUGCAUUUACAGGAACUGCCAAAUGUGCCUGGAGUAAUUUGUCUUAGUGUCUACACUAUUAACAAAUCUCAACUCACAUUUGAGUUGCUUCUGUCCUCACAGAAAAAUAGCAUAGUAUUAUAUUUUUGAAUCUGUGUGUAGGUGUAUUAUUUUUUAAAUUUUAUUAUUAUAA
Molecule: messenger RNA, 1807 nt
Organism: Peromyscus leucopus (white-footed mouse)
Lineage: Eukaryota; Metazoa; Chordata; Mammalia; Rodentia; Cricetidae
Gene: Nudt13
Product: nudix hydrolase 13
Exons: 9
Coding region: 136-1197 (353 amino acids)
Molecular function (GO): hydrolase activity; metal ion binding
Source: RefSeq, a predicted model, not a curated record